Rotaria sp. Silwood2 is the source of this 456-nucleotide messenger RNA. Lineage: Eukaryota; Metazoa; Rotifera; Eurotatoria; Philodinida; Philodinidae. The record is from the annotation of a GenBank genome assembly.
AUGGGUACUUUAUUGUCAAGUCGGUUAGGUUUAUCAUCAUUAUUUCAGCAUAAAUCAAAACCACGUGUUAACAAUGGUCGUCAAACAACAGAAGAAAUGUCAACACUAAAUGACAGUAAGCAUACGUCAAUAAACGAUAAUGAUGUUCCUUCAAGUAGUAUUUAUUUUGCUGGAGAAUUUGUGCCGGAACGUUAUUUAGUGUUACUUACGGAACAAAUGACUGAAAUGCUCUUUCAAUUAAUGACCUGUAAUGAGACAUCAAUAAUAAUGUCUGAAUGUGGAUUUGAUCAUCGAACAUCAUUAGGUAUUAGUGUCGGUAGUGGUAAUGUAUCAACACCAAGUUCAAAUUCUACUCAUGGUCGACCUUCAUUGCAAUCACAAUCAAUGUAUCAGUCGUGUAUUAAAUGCAAAAGGAAAAUGUUGACUAUUGAAGAAUUUCGUGAAUUACACUGUUAA